CGUUUUCGUCCGCCGAAAACGACAGCGUCGUUGGUUUCUCGAUUGACUCCGAGUACGAGACCACCUCCUUCCCCUUUCGCUCUCUGGCUUCGCGGCGACGACGGUCGGACUUCCCUCGAAGGCUCGCGGCGGCUUCCGAUUUCGGCGCAUCUUGGAGUUCUUGGAGCGGGAGGACGCCGUAGGGUUUGGCUCGGGCACAGUCGCAGCGAUGAUUGAUGAUCGAGACCUGGGUUUCCUGGCCAACUUUCUUGGCAUUUUCAUCUUUGCAUUGGUGAUAGCGUACCAUUAUGUGACGGCUGACCCAAAGUAUGAAGGGAAUUAGGGAUAUGUUUCCUCCUUUUUUUCUGGGUUAUAGUUAAGAAACUGUAGAUCGAAUGUCAUUUCGCUAGUGGACAGUACAUUGAUGUAGUGAAUGGUUGGAUCUGAGACAAGAAUGUUGUAAACGUAUUAAUAAAGAUUGCUGUUACUUGACAAA
Syzygium oleosum is the source of this 475-nucleotide messenger RNA. Its product is annotated as dolichyl-diphosphooligosaccharide--protein glycosyltransferase subunit 4A. The coding region runs from base 209 to 322 and encodes 37 amino acids. Lineage: Eukaryota; Viridiplantae; Streptophyta; Magnoliopsida; Myrtales; Myrtaceae. The record is from RefSeq and is a predicted model, not a curated record. The transcript has 2 exons.